GCAUCCAAUUAAAGCCGUUUCGCACAGCGACCGCUUUGUGCGUCCCCGAUCCCGUCUUUAACGAUGAGCAUCAUCAUUCUUUGGUGGUUCCUGCUGAUGUCCCCGUCCAGAAACUCCUGCUCGGAGCUUUUACGGCACCAGGAGCGACUGGAGGAGGAAUCCAGUUUGAAGUCUGGUGCAGGUAUUAUUACCCAAAUGUCAGAGACCAGCUGGUUGCCAAAGGGACCCUGCCUUUGUCCCGGCUGUGUGCCAUGGUGACAAUGCGGCAUCGUGAAGAAAUAGGGAUUCAGACUUUUAACCUUCCCUUGGUCCCCAGGACUGAUUCCUCAGAGGAAUUUCAUCUACGGUCUUCAGGCCACCGCUCUAAGUGCGUGGUAUCACCUGAACUUAGUUCCAAUAGGGCUGUGGCACAAAAGAACCCUUCAGUCCAGUAUUAUGCAGGUGUUGGAGUUAACGCUUACGUCUCCGCGCACCUCUCCUUCCUGCCCGAGGCCGAGCGACGCGACACGCGACCUGUGGCUCGUACUUUCUGCCCCGAGUUCCAGCAACACCUUGAGUUUCCCUGCAACCUCAUCAUCCAGAAAAGCAGUGGAGAAGCCUCUUCUCUGGGAGAACUCUUGCAGUCUGCCAGUCUCCUCUUCUCUAUCUACCAUCAGAGCACCAAGUCAGCCGCUGAGACGUUGGCAGCUCGAGCAACAAGAGAUUAUCUUCUUGGGACAGUCAGGAUUCCAACCAGAGACCUGCUGAGAAGAAGAUCAGGUAUCACGGGCUGGUACCCGGUUACCCUGUCGGAAGAUUUAAUGCCUUCCUGCUGCACAAACCUCAUGCAGGCCAUCGUGGGAGGACUGGAACUUUCUGUCACCUUUGCUCAUCAGGAGGACAGAGGACGUGUUCUGGAGGCCGCUCAGCUCUUGGGAUGGAACAGCCAAGAAGACAGCGUGGAUGAGAGCGACGAAUGGGAGCAAAAUGCUAAUCCAGUGACCGUGACCAUCUCAACUCCAAGAGUGUGGCUGCCAGUUCACUGUGUGCUGCUCGCAGGCCAGACCCACCUCAAUAAAAGCACUUGUUGCUACCUCAGGUAUAAGCUUUACAACCAGGAAGCCACGUGGACUUCGCUUCGGAGGCCCAAAUUGAGUGAGGACGCCAAGAACGUUACGGUGAACUUUAAGCAAGCAAACAAGGUGACUCUGAGAAGGAGCCAAGGACUUCUUUGGUUCUUCAGAGAGGAGAAAUUAGAAAUCCAGGUGUGGUGGGCGUACGGUAAAGAAAAUGAUGUGGAAAGGCCACUUGAUACAGAUCGUCUUAUUGGCUCUGCCUACGUGGACCUCUCAGCUUUAGCAGAGGGGUCAAGGACAACGUUAAGUGUUAGUGGGGUUUAUCCAUUGUUCAGGUCCAACGCUGCAGACCUGGCAGGAGCUGCUCUACGUGUUCACGUGGUCCUUUCUUCCACUCCUGCUCCUCUGCCCGGUGGAAUUCCCCGUGCUGAGGAGUACAGCGACAGCGAAGAUGAAGGCACCAAGAAAACCCCUGACCUGAGCCAAGAGGUCUCUGAAAAUCAGGGUCAGAAACUGGGCGUUGUAAGUUCAGAAACCACCAAUGGCAAACGAGAAGAUGACCUGAUGUUUCUGGAAAACGUCACCGAUGGCAAACCACGAGAAGAUGACCUGAUGUUUCUGGAAAACACGGUUGCUGUCAAUAUCCUUGUGGAAAGAGCAAUGCAUCUAAGUUUAAAAGGGAGUCCAUUGACCGAACGUGAGGUGCCAGUGCCCAGUAGCUGCGUGUCGUUUGCUGUCGCGGGUGCGGACGCUCCAAUAACCACUUCAGUUGUAGAAAAUACAGACUCUCCAGUUUGGGAUUUUCAACAACAGGCGAGAUUAUCCAAGGAGCUUCUGCUGGAUCCGCAGCAAACCUUGGUCUUCAAAGUGUGGCAUAAAGCAGAGACGGAGCGAGUGAUAGGAUUUGCAUCCGUGGACCUUUCUCCUCUUCUUUCUGGCUUCCAGCUGGUGUGUGGGUGGUACAACAUCACGGACUUCAGUGGGCAGUGCCGAGGGCAGAUCAAAGUCGCCGUUUCUCCUCUUCAAAACAUCAAUCAUCUCAAAGAAGAAAGGCAGGCCAGGAUCCGGAGCCAGCCACCCAGUUCCUCAGUGAAGCCCAGCUUUCCAGCAUUUCCCAGUAACCCUACAAGCUUUUCCAAGCCCACGUUGAACACCUGGUCAAAGGAAGCCAGUGUUCCUUCUCGAGAGCGGUCCCUUUUGAGCAGAAUUAGUCCCCCUGGAGCACACAGGCCUCGUCACGAAGAGCACGUGCAGAACGUGCGCAGAUUUCACCAAUCCCUGCAGCGAGCGGAAGGGAACGCUCAACGGGCGGCGAAGAUGGACUCGUUAUCGCUCUCCUCACGGGCUUCUCUCCUGACUGCUCUCAGAAAAAACCUGAGUGAGCUGGAUGAGGUUCAAAGAUACUUCAGUCAGAAGCUGACCACGUCUUUUCCUGACUUCAGUUGCGGUCCCGUGUCCAAACCGAGUCGUGAGGAGCAGGAGAUGGAUCAUCGGGCCUCGAUGAGCAGAGAAGUGGAUCCCAACGGACGCCACCUUUUGGAAAAAUCCAGUCAGUUGGUGUCUCAGGUCAGCAGCCUCAUCAACGACUUACAGACUAUAACUAAAAAUAGCCAAGAAUCUUCUGAUGGGCAUCAGGACAGCAGCAGAAAGCUGGGUGCUACCCAUGUGGGCGACCAGAAGGAUGAAGAAGCUGGAACUGAAGUAAGUCAAGGCCAACUUGAGCUGGACUCGGCCAGCGUUUGCGGUGACACGCAGCAGCCACGCUCUUUCAGGAGACCCGUGUUUGAGAGACACAUGUUGCAUGAGUUUCUGGACCAAGCUGUCCCUGAAGACGAGCAUCCUUGGCCAACUGGCUACACCCAGGAAGGUGAAGGUGCUUCACAGCCACGCAGUGAAGAUGAAUAUGAAGAAGACGUUAUAGAACCACGAACUCUUAACGAUAUAACGACCAUAACGGACAAAACCAGUCCCUGGUCCAGUGUUCUGUCUGAAGGGGAGCAGGAUGUUGACCAGGAGCCCAUAGACUUGGAGUCUGAAGAUCAGCACUUGGUGGAUAUUGACUGUUUGCAAAGAGGGAGCAGCACCUUCUCCAGCAUGCUCCAAGGUGACAACCAAAGCAUGUUCACCACCCUUAGCCUCCUCGCAGACGAGGGCGGUCCUUUGGCAGGGACAGAAGGCUUUCAAAGCUUGAAUAGUGGCACAAAAACAAGGGAGAAGGAGCUGUUUCCACCUGCUCGUUUGUCAGAUGUUCAUCAAACAGCCAACGGUCCUGUAGAGCCAAAUGUAGAGUUCCACGCAGCCUCCAAAGAACUACUGGUGUUUCCAGGAGAUCUUGGUUUGACCAAUCCAAAAACCCCAGAAAGAAAGAAGGAAGAAAGAAAGAAGGAGGAAAAUGGUGAGGUUGUGAACGAAGAACAUCAGGACGGGGAAGAAGGUGGCUCUGAUGAGCUCUGUGUGAAGAGUGGAUCGGUCCCAGCAGGCUCGGAAGGAAACAGCGAAAGCUUUUCCGAUGACAGUAGCGAAGACCCACUGGAAGAGUCAGAAAAGUCUAUCAAACCAAAAAUUGUUCUAUCUGGUCCUGUCGUUGUUCCCAACUUCUUCCUUCCACCCCAGCAGAUGGAAGCCUCCAUGAGACUGCUCAGCUUGUCUUCUCAUCCUUCCACAGCUCUGAAAAGCGGGAGCGCAGCGACGCCGCGGGGCAUCCCCUACCGAAAACCCCCCCGGCCCAGGCCCCCGGCGCGACUCUCGGAGGAGGAAACCAGAAGAAUCGCCAAGAUCUUCUCGGCUCAAGUGUCCAAGAAGGAUUAAGGUCCUUCUUGGCCGUUCCCCGACCCCUCGCCGGGAUCUCCAGGGAAGAGGAGGUGGAAACCGUAGGUUCCAGGCUCUGAUUUUUUAAUUUGCUUAAUUGAUAUCCUGCUUGAGGGACUGAAAACCUGGUGCUCAACCGAGGGGAGCUGAGAGACCACGUGUCCCCACCGAGACUCAUCGGCGUCGGGUCAACCAUGAGUUGUCACCUGGUCUCCAAAUAUUGCAUUUCUGGCACUGAUUCGCAUGAAAUUUCUCUAAUUUACCUUUUUUAUUCUUUUUUUUAACCUCAUUUUGAGACGGCUCCUUUUUCUUCAACCCUGGGGUGGAGAAGGUUAGAUCUUUGCAGAGAACUCUUAAAAACCAGCUCCCUCCCCAGUGGCCUUUCAAAAUUAAUUGGUAGGAAGUGAAAUUUGCUGAUUCUAGAAGAAUGUAUGUGCCCCAGGAGCUUGUGUAAAUACCCAGGGAUGCUGUAAAAUACUGAUGUGUGGACUGUUUUUACUAGAAAUAUGGAAUAUUCUAAAUUAUUUUUGUACAUUUUGAUGUCAAGGACCUUUUGGAUCACGGGCUUGGAUGCAAACUGACCUUAAGUUAUUUUUGUACCUCUCUCUGGUGUUUGUUUUUCAAUAAAAUCCCUCUGGUUUCUUGUCUCCUGGUGGGAAGUGUCCCGGUGCCAGGUCACGAGCUCGUCGUUAACAGGUGCCCGGGGCUC
Messenger RNA from Calidris pugnax (ruff), 4572 nucleotides. Its product is annotated as C2 domain-containing protein 3-like. The transcript has 16 exons. Gene Ontology annotation, cellular component: centriole; centriolar satellite. The annotation marks the transcript as partial. The record is from RefSeq and is a predicted model, not a curated record. NCBI's taxonomy places the organism in Eukaryota, Metazoa, Chordata, Aves, Charadriiformes, Scolopacidae. Gene Ontology annotation, biological process: centriole elongation; cilium assembly.